ACGAAAUUAUAUAAUCUGAUUUUUUAAAAGCUCAAUAUCAAUACCUUAUCGUCUUUAUUCAACAACCAUUUUUCAUUUGAAGAAGCUCUGUGCUGCUUCGCUUGACAGCCCUCACAGAUUAGUGAAAAAUGCCAGAGAUUGUAUUGGGUUCACAUACUGUGAGAUCCCAUGGGCGUCAGGUUUUAAGGAUACACAUGUAUGACUGGCUGAUUCUUAUACUUCUUGGAGUAAUAGAGAUCAUUUUGAACGUCAUAGAACCAUUUCACCGCUUUGUUGGACAGGACAUGAUGAUGGACUUGAAAUAUCCCAUGAAACCGAACACUGUCCCCUUUUGGGCUGUUCCUUUGAUCGGAAUUGUGCUCCCUUGUAUUGUCAUUUAUGUGUACUAUUUCUUCAGAAAGGACAUCUAUGAUCUGCACCAUGCCAUAUUAGGCCUUCUUUAUUCUGUCCUUGUAACUGGUGUUAUAACUGAUGCAAUUAAAGAUGGUGUUGGUCGACCUCGCCCAGACUUCUUUUGGCGCUGUUUCCCCAAUGGUACAGGGAUUUUUGAUCCUGUCACAAAGAAUGUUUUGUGUACUGGAGAUAAGAAAGUUAUUAACGAAGGACACAAAAGUUUUCCAAGUGGGCAUACUUCAUGGGCUUUUGCUGGCCUUGGUUUCCUUGCAUUGUACUUGUCAGGGAAAAUCCAGGUGUUUGAUCGGAAGGGCCAUGUCGCAAAGCUCUGUCUUAUUAUUUUUCCUUUACUUGUUGCUUCCAUGGUAGCUGUUUCUCGAGUUGAUGACUAUUGGCAUCAUUGGCAAGAUGUCUUUGGUGGAGCAAUUAUAGGGACAGUAGUUGCGACAUUCUGUUACUUGCAAUUCUUUCCUCCGCCAUAUGAUGUCGAUGGUUGGGGACCUCAUGCAUAUUUCCAGAUGUUGUCAGAAUCUCGAAAUGGUGUUCAGAACAAUGCCACCAACCGUCUUGAUGUACAGGUAUCGGAGCUUGAAAGUGUAUAUGUCGAAUCUCAACACCACCGCCAAACGGCAAGAUCCAGCACUCGGGACACCAGCCCAUGUAUUAUGGAUGAAAUGGAAGAUGAAAGGAGACGGUGACUCAGGUCUCUUGCUGUGCAUUGUAGAGAAAAAUAGGUACAAAUACCAGGUUUGAUAUCAGUAGAACGACACGCUCUUUUAUUUCAGGACAUAUUUUAUCAUAAUUUCGCGCUGCUGAGGAAAUCUGAACCGUUGAUAUUGUUUUGGCAGAUUUAUGGUCCUACCCUCUGUACAGGUUUUUGUUUUUUCAUUUGAUUGAUAUGAGUGGGUUUGAUUGA
This is a messenger RNA of Mangifera indica (mango), 1309 nucleotides long. Its product is annotated as lipid phosphate phosphatase 2-like. Gene Ontology annotation, molecular function: phosphatidate phosphatase activity. Gene Ontology annotation, biological process: phospholipid metabolic process. Lineage: Eukaryota; Viridiplantae; Streptophyta; Magnoliopsida; Sapindales; Anacardiaceae. Bases 129 to 1091 code for a protein of 320 amino acids. The transcript is spliced from 8 exons. The record is from RefSeq and is a predicted model, not a curated record.